AUGGCUCAACGUGUCACCUAUAGGAGAAGAAACCCUUACAACACUCGUGCCAACAAGAUCAGAGUCGUCAAGACUCCAGGCGGUGUGCUUCACUCUCAACACGUCAAAAAAUUGGUGAACAGACCAAAAUGUGGUGACUGUGGUAACGCUCUACCAGGUAUCAAAGCCGUUAGACCAAGAUCUUACGCAACUCUAUCAAAGACCAACAAGUCCGUUUCUCGUGUCUACGGUGGUUCUCGUUGCGCAAACUGUGUCAAGGAAAGAGUUGUCAGAGCUUUCUUGAUUGAAGAACAAAAGAUCGUUAAGAGAGUUGUCAAGGAACAAACUGAAAUCGCUAAGAGAGAAGCCGGUAAGUCUAAGUCUAAGAAGAACAACAAGAAGCGUUAA
Zygosaccharomyces rouxii is the source of this 387-nucleotide messenger RNA. RefSeq names its product 60S ribosomal protein eL34. The transcript has a single exon. Bases 1 to 387 code for a protein of 128 amino acids. Gene Ontology annotation, cellular component: ribosome. Gene Ontology annotation, molecular function: structural constituent of ribosome. The record is from RefSeq and is a predicted model, not a curated record. Gene Ontology annotation, biological process: translation. NCBI's taxonomy places the organism in Eukaryota, Fungi, Ascomycota, Saccharomycetes, Saccharomycetales, Saccharomycetaceae.